AUGCUGCUGCGGCCCGCCGCGGCCCCCGGGAGCUUGGAGCCCGAGCGGCCGGGCGGGGCCGGGCGGGGGAACCGCCGGCAGCCGCUCCGCCGCCUACCCUGGGCCCUCGGCCAAGGGCAGCCCGGGGUCGCGGCCGCAGCCCGGGGCCGCGGGCGGCGGACAAAGGGCCAUGCGGGGCCGGGAGACGCGGCGCGGAGCGCGCGGGAGUGGGGGGCCGCAGCGACGCCGCUGAGCGCGGCCCCGGGCGGGGCGGGGUCGGCCGCGAUGCCGUGGUUCCCGGUGAAGAAGAUCCGCAAACAGAUCAAGCUGCUGCUCCUGCUGGUGCUGCUUACCUGCGCCGCGUGGCUCACGUACGUGCACCUGAGCCUGGUGCGCCAGGGCCGCGCGCUGCGCCAGCGGCUGGGCUACGGGCGAGACGGUGAGAAGCUGAGUGUGACUGACGGCCGAGGCAUCCGCACUGCACUGGCCACACAGAGGGCAGAGGACUCCAGUGAGAGCCGAGAGGAAGAGCCGGUGUCUGAAGGUCAGGACCCAGGCAUGCUGUUUCCUGGGGGGGCUGGAAGACCCCUGGUACUCAACCUCACCCGUCAAGUGCCGGCGUGGCGGGAGGAGUACAAGGGGCAGGUGAACCUGCACGUGUUUGAGGACUGGUGCGGGGGCGCCGUGGGCCAGCUCCGGAGGAACCUGCACUUCCCGCUCUUCCCUCACACUCGCACCACCGUGAAGAAGCUGGCUGUGUCCCCCAAGUGGAAGAACUAUGGCCUCCGGCUGUUCGGCUUCAUCCACCCGGCGAGAGAUGGCGACGUCCAGUUCUCUGUGGCUUCGGAUGACAACUCUGAGUUCUGGCUGAGCCCAAACGAGAGCCCAGCAGGUGCCCAGCUGGUGGCCUUUGUGGGCAAGACGGGCUCAGAGUGGACAGCGCCUGGAGAGUUCACCAAGUUCAGCUCCCAGGUGUCCAAGCCCAGACGGCUCAUGGCCUCUCGGAGGUACUACUUUGAGCUGCUGCACAAGCAGGAUGACCGCGGCUCGGACCACGUGGAAGUGGGUUGGCGAGCAUUCCUGCCGGGUCUGAAGUUCGAGGUUAUCGGCUCUGCUCACAUCUCCCUCUACACAGACGAGUCAGCCCUGAAGAUGGACCACGUGGCUCACGUGCCCCAGUCUCCUGCCAGUCACGUGGGGGGGCGGCCCCGGCAGGAGGAGCCCAGAGCUGACAUGCUGCGGCCAGAUCCCCGAGACGCCUUCUUUCUCACACCUCGGGUGGAGCCCUCGGAUCUGGAGAGUGUGCUGGAGCCCUGCGCCUAUGCCCCGACCUAUGUUGUCAAGGACUUUCCCAUCGCAAGAUACCAGGGACUGCAGUUCGUGUACCUGUCCUUCGUCUAUCCCAAUGACCACACGCGCCUGACUCACAUGGAGACUGACAACAAGUGCUUCUACCGGGAGUCGCCGCUGUAUCUGGAAAGCGAGGAGGCGGCAGGCCUGGUGCGCGGCCGCUGGCACGAGGACGCCAUUGACUGGCAGCGCACGUUCAGCGUGGGCACCGUGGACUUCGAGCUGUUGCGCUCUGACUGGAACGACCUGCGCUGCAACGUGUCUGGGAACCUGCAGCUGCCGGAGGCCGAGGCCGUGGACGUGGUGGCUCAGUACAUGGAGAGGCUCAACAUGCGCCACAGCGGGCGAUACGCUCUUCUGCGCAUCGUGAACGUGGAGAAGCGCCGGGACUCCGCGCGAGGGAGCCGCUUCCUCCUGGAACUGGAGCUCCAGGAACGCGGCGGGCGCCGCCUGCGCUUGUCUGAGUACGUCUUCCUGCGCCUGCCCGGGGCCGGUGCCGGCGACACUGAGGAAGACAGAGAGAGUCCCGCGCCCGCCGCAGCCUCCUCCGCGCCCCCCGACGGCCGCCCGGGGCUGUGCCGGCCACUGCGCCUGGCUUGGCGCCAGGAUGUGAUGGUGCACUUCGUCGUGCCGGUGAAAAACCAGGCACGCUGGGUGAUACAGUUCCUGGCAGACAUGGCCGCACUGCACGCCCGCACAGGUGACUCCCGCUUCAGUGUCGUCCUGGUAGACUUCGAGAGCGAGGACAUGGACGUGGAGCGGGCCCUCCGCGCAGCGCGGCUGCCCAGAUACCAAUACCUGAGGCGAGCUGGAAACUUUGAGCGCUCUGCGGGGCUGCAAGCUGGAGUGGACGCGGUGGAGGAUGCCAGCAGCAUCGUUUUCCUCUGCGACCUGCACAUCCACUUCCCCCCCAGCAUCCUAGACGGCAUCCGCAAGCACUGCGUGGAGGGCAAGCUGGCCUUCGCACCUGUGGUCAUGCGGCUGAGCUGCGGGAGCUCACCAGGGGACCCACACGGUUACUGGGAGGUGAAUGGCUUUGGCCUUUUUGGGAUCUACAAGUCUGACUUUGACCGCAUUGGAGGCAUGAACACCGAGGAAUUCCGGGACCAGUGGGGAGGCGAGGACUGGGAGCUCCUGGACAGGGUCCUGCAGGCAGGGCUGGAGGUGGAGCGACUCCGAGUGCGGAACUUUUACCACCACUUCCACUCCAAGCGGGGGAUGUGGGGCGCACGCAGCCGCAAGGCCGCCCGAAAGGAGGCCCCUUGA
Molecule: messenger RNA, 2595 nt
Organism: Rangifer tarandus platyrhynchus (Svalbard reindeer)
Lineage: Eukaryota; Metazoa; Chordata; Mammalia; Artiodactyla; Cervidae
Source: the annotation of a GenBank genome assembly